Molecule: messenger RNA, 1712 nt
Organism: Rhineura floridana
Lineage: Eukaryota; Metazoa; Chordata; Lepidosauria; Squamata; Rhineuridae
Gene: CDC26
Product: cell division cycle 26
Exons: 2
Coding region: 151-408 (85 amino acids)
Biological process (GO): regulation of mitotic cell cycle; protein K11-linked ubiquitination; anaphase-promoting complex-dependent catabolic process
Cellular component (GO): anaphase-promoting complex
Source: RefSeq, a predicted model, not a curated record
CGGGCGAUCACUUCCGGGUUGGUGGGCCGCGGCGGUGCGCGGUAUGCCGGGAUCGAGUCCCCUGGGUGGUUGGUGGAAGAGAGGCGGCAGCAGUGAUGAGUUACUGCGCAUGUGCGGGCGAGCGGCUCGGGGGCCCUACCUGGUGCUAACAUGCUGCGGCGGAAGCCGACGCGCCUGGAGCUGAAGCUGGACGACAUCGAGGAGUUUGAGGGCGCCCGCAAGGAGCUCGAGAGCCGCAAGAAGCAGCGCGAAGAGGUGGAUUUGGUGGGAGCCAGCGAUGGCGAGAGCGCGCUGGGACUGAACCCUGACCACAAGAGCCGGGAGCAGAUGAUACACGACCGGAUUGGCUACAAACCGCAGCCCAAGCCAAAUAACCGUUCAUCUCAGUUUGGGAACUUUGAGUUCUAGAGCCACAGGGUGGACAGUUGUGGUGCUGGUUUCGGACAAAGCAGGAAUUCCUUUUUUUGUUUGAGUCCGAGAAGCUGUUUAGAAAUGCCUGAAGAGCCCAGGCUGAUCUCCCUGCGUUGAAGGAAUUUGCCCUUCGAGCACAGGAGGGCCUUGCUUUCCUUACAAAGAUGGGAUCUCCUUUUACUGCAUGCCUCUUUCUCGCAGUCUCUUUAGCUGCUGUGUCUUAAAUGAAUGUUUUGCUUUUUAAAAAAGAAACUUUUACCAGCAGCAUGAUAUGAACACGGAUAGACAUUUCUACAUGCGAGAGAGAUUAAAAAUGUUUGGAGUCUUGUGGGUAGGCAAGCUACAGAAGUGAAAUCGAGUCUUUUUUUUUACUUUGCCUCAAGAGAAAGUGGUUGAGUGGGUUUAUUACAACUGAGAGGCCACAGAUUAGAUGUAGGGAACUUUUGACCCUCCAGAUGUUGCUGAAUCACAAACUCCCAUCAUCCCUGGCCACUGACCAUGCUUGCCAGGACUGAAGGGAGUUGUAGUUCAGCAACAUCUGCCACGGUUGGUUAGUGAAAGGGAACAGGCAUUGUAUGCAGAAGCUGCCGGGCUCAAUUGCUGACAUCACCAGUUUAAAAAUACCUUUUGAGUUGCAGGGCUGGGAAGGCGCCUUUGCUGUCAAUACCCUUCCCAAUCAGAGUAGACCGUGGUGGGGAACCUAUAGCCCUCCAGAUGGUGCUAGACUAUAGCUCUCAUCAUCCCCGACCAUUGAUUAUGCUGGCUAAGGCUGAUGGUAGUUGGGAGUCCAACAUCAUCUGGCGGGCGUGGCACAGGUCCUUCUCUCGAGUGAACAUACUGAGCUAAGUGGACCACAGGCCUGACUAGGGGCAACAUCACUACUUUUCUUACGCACCGCCUCCUGCAGAUGGUGUUGCCCACAAUUACAGUCUAAUGCAAGUAUGGGGAAUGUUUGACCUGCCAGAUGUUGAACUACAACUCCCAUCAUCCCUUGCCAUUGGCCAUGCUUGCUGGGGCUGGUGGGAGUUGUAGUCCAGCAACAUCUGGAGAGCCCAAGGUUCUUCGCACCUGAUCUAAUGUCUUUAUGUGGUAUUUUUGCACAAGGAAGGGUGGAUGAAAUAGAUAGAAGGGACCUGGGUCUACUUGUUACUCCGAGCUGUUCCAAAAGUAGUGAAGAAGGCAGUUCUCCACAGGUGCUCCAUACUACCAAACUAAUCUUCCUGUGAACUACUACACUGUGUCACAAGAGACUGUCUGGUAAAUCCAUGGUGGGACAAUAAAACAGCUGUUACUUCCUCUUG